Molecule: messenger RNA, 498 nt
Organism: Geodia barretti
Lineage: Eukaryota; Metazoa; Porifera; Demospongiae; Tetractinellida; Geodiidae
Source: the annotation of a GenBank genome assembly
AUGCGAGUUCUUCGCGCCGAAGCCGGCAAUGAACUCAUGCGCAGCAUCGGUGACUCCAUUCGAGAGGGGGCUGGGGCCUUUCUGCGCCGCGAAUAUAUGUCACUGCUCCCCUUUGUCAUAGUGGUUGCCGUGGUGCUGGGCGUGCUGGACUACACUAUCUUUGACCACGACCUGCCCGUACCCGCGACGGCCAUUUCGUACCUGGUGGGCAGCAUCUGCUCCGGCACCGCCGGGUUCAUUGGUAUGAGCGUGGCUGUGCGGGCCAACGUCCGAACCGCCGCGGCCGCCAUGACUGGGCUGAAUCCGGCUCUGCGGGUUGCCUUCUCCAGUGGCACGGUUAUGGGCGUUACGGUGGUGGGCAUCUGCCUGCUGGGCGUUUCCAUUCUCUACCUGAUUUUCCAGAACAUCAGCGUCGUUGCCGGAUUCGGGUUCGGCGCCAGUUCCAUCGCCCUGUUUGCCCGCGUGGGCGGCGGCAUCUUCACCAAGGCCGCGACGUAG